Candidula unifasciata is the source of this 2451-nucleotide messenger RNA. Lineage: Eukaryota; Metazoa; Mollusca; Gastropoda; Stylommatophora; Geomitridae. The record is from the annotation of a GenBank genome assembly.
AUGGGAUGUGGGGCAUCGACAGAAGGUGGCCCAAGGAAUGAUGAACCACCCAUUCCUCCCAUCAAUGUUCUUGAAAAGGAGCCAAAGUCCCCAGCCCCAGUACCUGCCCCAAACGGCAAAAACGACAUCUACACACCACAGGACUAUACGGCUCUCGACAACAAAGUCAAACAGCUGUCUCCGAGACUGAAUAUAUCAACGUACGAAAACCUGAUCAAAACACUGACAUCUGGAUGCACCACAGACCUACAGAAGCUUCGAUCAAUUUUUGUCUGGUUGUUUCUGCAAGAUAUUCACGGCUCAUUUUAUAGCGGAGUAACGGACCCAAACACUCCAAGGGGCUACAUGAAACUUAUAAAGACUCAGAAUGGAUCAUACGAGCUAUUCUUUGCCCAGUUGUGCAGGGCUGCUGACAUUCCCUGCAAUGUCAUUAAAGGGAUAGCAAAGGGGGACAAAUAUGAAGUUGGACAGCAGGCAGUGUCAGAGCUAGAAAGUGCCUGGUGUGCAGUGUACGUGGCAGGAGGCUGGCGGUUCGUACACUUACUAUGGGCCUACUUUCAGGAAAAGCAGACAUAUGAAAACGGAGUUCCCCCCUCGCCUGGAACAAAACGAGCAAACAUAAACGAAUUCUUCUGGCUUGUGGAUGCCAAUAAACUCAUCUGCUUCUGCAAACCCCAUGUUGAACAAUGGCAGCUUCUUAAGGUCAAGUGGGAACACACGAAAUUCCUGAAGAGUCCUCUGUUUACAGAAGAGUAUUUUGGGUGCGGUCUUCUGCUACCCAAAAAGUACAAUGCAGUUAUCACUAGUGACAAUGGUAUAUCUACAAUUGAAUUUGACCACCAUAAUUAUGAAGAACCAGCUUUAGAUACAGUGGUUGACUUUGAUGACGACGUGUCAAGUAACGACAUCCCACCAGAUCUCGACCUAAAUGAUUACGUAACAAAAGCAAGUUCCUCAUCAAGAAAGACCUUGAUUGUCAGGUACCCGAUCCGUGGUAGAUACAAGGCAGUUAUUUUUGGUGGACUCGAUCCGAGUCUACCAAGAAUAGUUGAGUUUAGACUAGAUUGUAGAGACAUAGGACGAGAUCCCCAGCCUUUUCCUCUGAAUCCACCCGAGGGUUUCGGUAUUCUUCCAAUAGCCAGCCAGUUCGGGAUUUCUGACCCUGUUCCUGAUUCGGGGAUUAUACUGGUACGACCAACACAACAAAGACACUUCUCGUUUACAACUACACAGAGGUUGGAGGUGCAAGCAAGUCUGACGCACAGAAAGCAUGGCUCUGAUAUGUUCUCAGACUUUGUAUCAACGAGGUGCGCUGACGAAGAGGUUCAUGUUGCAGUAUCUGUACCAGAUGAGACAAUUUUGGAGUUCGGUUUACAGAUCGCUGUUAGGCCAGAGUUUGCCUCUAGAAACUUCACUGUUAUUGCAAGUUACUUGCUUGUAGACGAGAACUGGCAGAAGAAAACAGCUGUUGUUGUACCUUCCCGAGUGUCCAAGAAUGAGGAAGAUCGAGUGCGGAAAGCUCUGAUAGCUGCCUCACACAAGAACAGUAUACCCCCGUUGGAAAAAGCCAUUGGAGAAUUUGAACAUCACAGCCUCUAUGAUAACGGCGACCUGACCAGAGCAAGGCACAAACUUGAGCAGCUACACUUACAGAAUUUAAGAAAAGCAACACUGGACAGAAAAAUAGAAGAAUUAGAAGUAGCCAUAAACUCAGCAAAGAAAUCUCAUGUAGCUCCAGAGCUGGCCGAUAGUAAGGAGCUGAAGGAGGCGGAGAUGACGAAACUGCAGCUGCGUCGGUUGAAGUUGUACAUGCACAAAGUUCUGGCCUUGAAUAAGGCAACCAUUUCUGAGAUGCACAGUUACCAGAGACCGCGCCCACUUGUGCAUCAAGUUAUGAAGGCAACGUUUAGAAUUCUUGGAGAACCAAACAGUAAAAUACAAGAAUGGCCCUACGUACAAACAUCCAUGAGACAGCUGGGUCGCAACAGCAUGCUUAACCGUAUGAAGAGAUGUGAUGUGGUCCACAUGAAACAAAGGCAAGUAGAGGAUGCCGAGGGAUAUCUGAAAGACACCAAUAAAAAUCUGGUUCGUAUGUGCAGUGCUGGAGCUGGGACAUUCUAUGUUUGGAGCAACAACAUGAUCUCAGAGUAUCAGGGAAAAGGAGACAUCGAGCCACUUGCAAUCACCAGCACCACCAACAAGUGGGACAGGGGCAACAAACUCACGAAGAAGAAAGUUCCCCCCAACGACAGUGUUACAGCCAGUCAGAAUGACACGUUCCCAAACCAAUCUUACGGGGACGACAGUUUUAGGGACGAAUGGGACCCAGCAGAGAACAGCACAAACAGGAAACACGACGAACCAAAUAACAACCUGGUGGAUCUAAGUCGCUAUUCUGAUCACUGGGAUCCCAAUGCCCCAUCUGUGCAAGACAGGAAUACUCGUCGAUGA